UGUAGACAAGGCUUUAUUCUGAGUGGUGAACAGUGUGUACCUGAAACAGAAUGCGGCUGUAUCGACAACAAGAUAUAUAUGAAGGUUAAUGAGGAAAUUAUAUCAGCAGAUUGUAAAACAAAGAAAAUAUGUAAACCUGGUAACGAAAUAGUAACAGAAAAUAUCACUCCUUGUGGUGAAAACAGCCAUUGUGGAAUUGAAAGUGGGAGAUAUGCAUGUGUUUGUAAGGAAAAUUUCAUUCUUCAGAACGGAAAAUGUGUUCACGCUGUUAAUCCGUGCCAAAAUAAUCCGUGUAAAAACGGUGGAACUUGUAUAAAUAAGGGUUUCGAUUACACAUGUCAGUGUACAGCAAACUAUUUUGGACGUUUUUGCGAACAAGUUAGAAAAUGUACAUGUAAUGUUUAUGGUGAUCGUCAUUACAAGACAUUUGAUGGAGAAAGGAUAUACUUCGUGGGAGGCUGUAAAUAUUCUUUGGCGACAACUAAACAAGGAUACAAUAACACAUAUUUUUCUGUCGAAGUAAAGAAUGAACAUCGAAGGAUUGAACAUGUCACUUAUACGCGCUCUCGCUCUCUGGAUAUAAAGUUGGAAAAUAAUACCACAAUAAGCUUACUGCCAGCCAAUAGAAUUUUGAUGAACUCAGUAGAACGAUCUCCCCCAAUCAUAAAGUAUGGAGACUUUUCUGUCAAUUUCGCCGUCGGUUGGGUAACGGUUACUACCAGAUGGGGAUUGACAGUGAGAUUUGAUGGAAAACAUCGAAUUUCUGUGAGCCUUCCCUUAUCAUUCGCUAAUAAACUGACCGGCAUCUGUGGUAACUGUAAUGGAAUCAAAGAUGAUCUCCGCACAAAGUCUGGACAAGAUGUUUCAUCACACCCAAAUAAAUUUACUUUAAUUGGAGAUAGUUACCAAAUCGCUGAUGACUCUGAUAAGCUCGAAGAUAGUUGUAAAUCGACUCCUGCGAACUACAAUUGUGAAACGAACGAAACCGCGAUGUGUGAUGUCAUUAUUAACGGAAAGGCAUUUCAGAAAUGUGUUGAAAUACUAGGCUCUACGCAGGCUAAACAGUUUAUCGAUUCAUGUAGAAUAGACGUCUGUUCACAUAAAAACGACGAAGAUAACGUGCAAAAGGCUUUCUGUCAAAUACUUGAAGGAUUUGCCAGUCAGUGCGAAAAUGCUGGAGUUAUUGUGGACUGGAGAAAAGAAGUCAGCUGUCCAAAAUUUUGUCCGAGUUUCCAAGAAUACAGAUACAACACAUCUACAUGUCAACCUACAUGCUUGAAUUUGAAGCCAGUUUGUAUGACUCGUACUGAAGGAUGUAUUUGUCAGCCGGGUUAUGUUCUGAGCGGAAAUGAAUGCGUCAGUCCAUCAAAAUGUGGCUGCAGGAAUGCUAACUUUUAUAUGACACUUAAAGAAGAAAUCUACAGUACCGACUGCAAUACAAAAUAUGUAUGCUUGGGAAGGAAUGAGGUACAAAAACGACCAGCAGCCUGUCAAGAAAAUAGUCAUUGUACACUUGAAAAUAACAAGCGAAUGUGUACUUGUGAUAAUGGUUAUAUAAUGAGUGAAGGAAAAUGUAUUAAAGAAGGUACGAUGGAUUUUGUUCGAGUUAUUAAAGCAUAUAUUAAAGGAAUCCCGAUGUUAUCUUAUGUUUCAAACGAUAUAAAACAAUGCAGUUCUAAAUGCCUUGAAAUUGACGAAUGCAAGUCUUUUAACUACGAUACUAAAUUUCAUAUUUGUGAAUUGUUCACAAUCAACGCUGCUUCGAGUACUGUCUUAACAUCGAGAGGAUGCUACCACAAGGUUUAUUAUCAACGUGUCCUGUCAAAAAAUACCUCGAUAAAUGGAGCUUCAAUUAUUGACUGCCAUACUUUAGAAGUGAGCGAAGGAAUAUCUACAAUAAAAUUAUGUGAAGCGAAGUGUUUACUGAAAAAGUGUUCAGCGUUUGACUAUUCAAAACUUCAGAGAACAUGUAGAAUUAUGCUUUCUACAAAAACAGAAUUUCAACUUACAGGAGACGAGAAGAAGACGUUUGUUGCCAUUACAUAUUAAGAAAAAACGCCGUUGCUUUCGGAGAAAAUGUUCCUGUCACUAUUUCUUAUGAAUAAAAAAAAAAAAGGAUAUGUGGAAAACAUUUGAAGUAAACGCACUUAAUAAAUAAAUAAAUAGAUAGAAUUAAAAUUACUAUAAAUGUAAUGCUUUUCUCUAG
Octopus sinensis (East Asian common octopus) is the source of this 2206-nucleotide messenger RNA. Its product is annotated as zonadhesin-like. Gene Ontology annotation, molecular function: calcium ion binding. The transcript has 11 exons. Lineage: Eukaryota; Metazoa; Mollusca; Cephalopoda; Octopoda; Octopodidae. The coding region runs from base 79 to 2049 and encodes 656 amino acids. The record is from RefSeq and is a predicted model, not a curated record. Gene Ontology annotation, cellular component: extracellular matrix.